UAUAUAAUGGUCUUUUUUUUCUGUUUCAGGAUGUUGGCUGCUAGGGCAUUCAGCCUUAUUGGCAGGCGGGUUUUAUCCACUUCUGUCUGUGCAAAAGCUCACGGACAUGAAGUUACAAAAGCGCCACAAUAUACUCAGCCCGUCUACGAGGAUUACCCUCUGAUUCCUUUGCCGGAUAUUCCCUUUAUACAAGACCUGACCCCCGAGCAGAAAGCUCUGAAAGAGAAAGAGAAGGGGUCCUGGACCUCCCUCACCCCAGAAGAGAAGAUUGCUCUCUACCACAUCAAAUUUGACAAGACCUUUCCUGAAAUGCUGAAGCCGUCGAAUGAAUGGAAGACCGCGAUCGGAUUAGCUGGCUACAUGGUUGGCCUCGCGGCUCUCUUUUUCAUUUGGGAGGUUCUGUAUGUUCUGAAACCGGUCCCCCACACUUUAUCGGAGGAUUGGAAAGCCAUGGAGCUCCGGAAGCAUCUGGAUAUGAAACCGGACCCAAUUACCGGCCUUUGCUCCAAGUGGGAUUACGAGAAGAACGAAUGGAAAAAAUAAAAACCUUCAGGAGCCCCUCGGAUUUCUCUCGGGAUGUGAAAGUCUGAAACCAUUUCUUCAUCUCUAGGUUGUGGCCCGGCUUCGGCCUAGGAUGAAAUAGAAUCCUAUUCUUGUUUAAACCAUAAGCGCUUGAUGUACCCGGAAUUGUUGAACUGUUCCUAAAGGUUAAUGUGCAAAAUUGCUCCUAAACUAAAUCUUAUUCGCAAAAUUUUUUUUUUGCAGGAAGAUUAAAAAUUACACUUAAAAAAAAAAAAAGAA
This is a messenger RNA of Thamnophis elegans (Western terrestrial garter snake), 801 nucleotides long. Its product is annotated as cytochrome c oxidase subunit 4 isoform 1, mitochondrial. The transcript has 4 exons. NCBI's taxonomy places the organism in Eukaryota, Metazoa, Chordata, Lepidosauria, Squamata, Natricidae. Bases 7 to 543 code for a protein of 178 amino acids. Gene Ontology annotation, biological process: mitochondrial electron transport, cytochrome c to oxygen. The record is from RefSeq and is a predicted model, not a curated record.